AUGGCGGUGGAAAUGCGCAAGGCGGAAGGCCAGGCAGGCCUCACGGCCCAGCUAGGAGGUCAAUUUUUGUCUCUUGUUUCCUUUCCUGCAGAAGAUGGCGAGUACUUCCUUAAGGUCCUGAUUCCCAGCUAUGCCGCCGGAUCCAUCAUCGGCAAAGGGGGCCAAACCAUCGUCCAGUUGCAGAAGGAAACGGGAGCCACCAUUAAGCUCUCCAAAUCCAAGGAUUUCUAUCCAGGGACGACGGAGCGGGUAUGCCUGGUGCAAGGCACCGCCGAAGCCCUUAACGCCGUCCACAACUUCAUUGCUGAGAAGGUUCGAGAAAUCCCCCAGUCGGUUGUGAAACCCGAAUCCGUCAAUAUCCUACAGCCACAGACCACCAUGAACCCCGAUCGAGCCAAGCAGGCCAAGGUGAUCGUCCCAAACAGCACAGCCGGGCUGAUUAUCGGCAAAGGUGGCGCCACUGUCAAAGCCAUCAUGGAACAGUCUGGCGCUUGGGUGCAGCUGAGCCAGAAACCCGAAGGCAUCAACCUCCAAGAACGCGUGGUGACCAUCAGCGGGGAACCCGAGCAGAUCCACAAGGCCGUCGACAUCAUUGUCCAGAAGAUCCAGGAGGAUCCGCAGAGCAGCAGCUGCCUCAACAUCAGCUACGCCAACAUCACCGGCCCAGUGGCCAACUCUAACCCAACUGGAUCGCCCUACGCCAACUCUACAGACGUUCUACCCGCAGCCGCCGCCGCGGCCACCGCUUCAGGCUUGUUGGGCCACACCAGCCUGGCUGGUGUUGGCGCCUUCCCGGCUGCCCUGCCGGGUUUUUCCGGCAGCGACCUCUUGGCCAUCAGCACAGCGCUCAACACCUUAGCGAGUUACGGAUACAACACCAAUUCUUUGGGGCUCGGCCUCAAUUCGGCUGCCGCUUCCGGAGUCCUGGCCGCGGUGGCCGCCGGAGCCAACCCAGCAGCUGCCGCCGCCGCUAACCUCUUAGCUUCGUAUGCCAAUGAAGCUUCUACGAGUACCACGGCCCCAGCCGGUGCAGUUGGCGCCUUCACCUUGGGCUCUUUAGCGGCAGCCACUGGGGCGGCUAACGGCUACUUAGGGACUGCCUCCCCGUUGGUGGCCAGCUCCUUCCUAGCCACCGAGAAGCUAGUGGAAAGUGCUAAAGAUAUGGUGGAAAUCGCAGUGCCGGAAAACCUCGUCGGUGCCAUUUUGGGCAAAGGCGGGAAGACGUUGGUCGAAUACCAGGAGCUGACAGGGGCCCGCAUCCAGAUUUCCAAAAAGGGGGAGUUUAUUCCAGGUACCAGGAACCGUAAAGUCACCAUCACGGGCACGCCAGCUGCCACCCAAGCCGCGCAAUAUCUCAUCAGCCAGCGAGUAACGUACGAGCAAGGAGUCCGGGCCACCAACCCACAGAAAGUGGGAUAAGAGGAGGCCAAAGAGAAGGCUUGGGGAGGGGGGGGGGAGGAAUAGGUUCAAUCAGCCCUUUAAUUGUGAAAAAUGGUAACCGCCAUGACCCCGGCCCCUGCCCAGUGCCCGUCUCUCUGCCAUACACACGCACGCACACACACACACACACACACACACACAGAUACACAAAGCCCCCUGUGAUUGGGAAGCAGCCCGUCAUAUUCUGCCGGACAUUUAUUUCACCAACGGUGUGGCCUGAUUGUGUAUAUAUUUCUCUCUCUUGAUCUAUCUAUCUAUCUAUCUAUAUAU
Molecule: messenger RNA, 1710 nt
Organism: Notechis scutatus (mainland tiger snake)
Lineage: Eukaryota; Metazoa; Chordata; Lepidosauria; Squamata; Elapidae
Source: RefSeq, a predicted model, not a curated record